Vigna unguiculata (cowpea) is the source of this 1000-nucleotide messenger RNA. Its product is annotated as chlorophyll a-b binding protein, chloroplastic-like. The record is from RefSeq and is a predicted model, not a curated record. Gene Ontology annotation, cellular component: membrane. NCBI's taxonomy places the organism in Eukaryota, Viridiplantae, Streptophyta, Magnoliopsida, Fabales, Fabaceae. Gene Ontology annotation, biological process: photosynthesis, light harvesting.
UGCUCCUCUAGCCACCACCACAGCAAGCACCACCAUUCUUAACCAUUCUCUCAACUUUCACUUGCAAAGCUUUUCAUUGCUUAACAAUGGCUGCUUCAACAAUGGCUCUCUCUUCACCGUCAUUGGCGGGCCAAGCAAUCAAGCUUUCCCCCUCCACCCCUGACCUUUUCGGUGGAAGGAUUUCCAUGAGGAAAACAACCUCUAAGUCUGUUUCCUCUGGAAGCCCAUGGUACGGCCCGGACCGUGUUAAGUACUUGGGCCCAUUCUCUGGUGAGGCACCAUCGUACCUCACCGGUGAAUUCCCAGGUGACUAUGGCUGGGAUACUGCUGGGCUCUCCGCUGACCCAGAGACUUUUGCCAAAAACCGUGAACUUGAAGUCAUCCACUCCAGAUGGGCCAUGUUGGGAGCCUUGGGCUGUGUUUUCCCCGAACUCUUGUCCCGUAAUGGUGUCAAGUUCGGCGAGGCUGUGUGGUUUAAGGCUGGCUCUCAGAUAUUCAGUGAGGGUGGGCUUGACUACUUGGGCAAUCCAAACCUGGUCCACGCACAGAGCAUCCUUGCUAUCUGGGCCUCUCAAGUUAUCUUAAUGGGUGCCGUUGAGGGUUACCGUAUUGCCGGUGGGCCUCUCGGUGAGGUGACUGACCCAAUUUACCCAGGUGGAAGCUUCGACCCAUUGGGCCUUGCUGAUGACCCAGAGGCUUUCGCUGAGUUGAAGGUGAAAGAACUGAAAAACGGUAGAUUAGCCAUGUUCUCCAUGUUCGGUUUCUUUGUUCAAGCGAUUGUUACCGGAAAGGGACCCCUGGAAAACCUCGCCGACCACCUUGCUGACCCAGUCAACAACAAUGCUUGGGCAUAUGCUACAAACUUUGUCCCUGGAAAGUGAGAAAAAAUAAAUUAAAUUAAAUUAAAACAGUGAGAAACUACCACUGGAGUGUGACUUUCAAGUUUUUAUGCAAUGAAAUAUAUAUUGGAUGCAAAAAAUAUGUCUUUUUUAUAUGUUUC